AUGAAGUUCGCUUCUACCAUCGCCCUUGCGGCUCUCACGCUUCUCAACACCGUUCGCGGUGAUGCUGUACCAUGGGAGCGCAUUGACAAAGACGACGCACUACUCCUGAUUCUCGAUCUGCAAGUCGGUCUCUUCCAACUCGCCAGAGAUUGGGACCCAACCCUCUACAAGCAAAACAUCAUGGCACAUGCCGAGCUAGGCAAGGUCUUUGACAUCCCCGUCAUCCUAAGUACGUCUGCGGACCAAGGUCCCAACGGUCCUUUGCCCAAGGAGAUGUUGGAGAUGUAUCCCGAUGCGCCGCUCAUUAGACGUCAAGGCGAGGUUAACGCCUGGGACAACGCUGAUUUCAAGGCCGCUAUCCGCGCGGCAAACAAAACCCAAAUCAUCGUCGGAGGCAUCACUACAGACGUCUGCACCACCUUCCUCGCCCUCGCCCUCCGUGCAGAAGGCUACUCUGUUUUUGCCAACGUCGAAGCUAGUGGUACUUACUCGGAGCUCGUGCGCGAUACAGCAAAUUCGCGCAUGCAAGCCGCAGGUGUUCAACUUGUCUCGCUCUUCUCCAUCGUAUGUGACUUGAUGAGGGACUGGCGCAACACCCCCGGUGCGAAGGAGGUACUGCCAUACCUGGACAAGUACUUGCCGGUUUACGGAAUGGUGGCAAGGGGACAUGCUGCGGCUGUGGACAACGGAACGGUCAUUCCUGGAGAGAUCGAUCUCAUCACUGGAGAGAAUGGGACGAUUGUCAUUUAG
This is a messenger RNA of Alternaria postmessia, 750 nucleotides long. RefSeq lists its product as uncharacterized. The record is from RefSeq and is a predicted model, not a curated record. The transcript has 4 exons. The coding region runs from base 1 to 750 and encodes 249 amino acids. Lineage: Eukaryota; Fungi; Ascomycota; Dothideomycetes; Pleosporales; Pleosporaceae.